Messenger RNA from Hevea brasiliensis (rubber tree), 2886 nucleotides. Its product is annotated as probable myosin-binding protein 4. The record is from RefSeq and is a predicted model, not a curated record. Gene Ontology annotation, molecular function: myosin binding. Bases 1 to 2733 code for a protein of 910 amino acids. The transcript is spliced from 2 exons. NCBI's taxonomy places the organism in Eukaryota, Viridiplantae, Streptophyta, Magnoliopsida, Malpighiales, Euphorbiaceae.
AUGGCUGAAAAUGGUACUUCAUUUGUUAAAGUACGGAAGAACUUGCAGGGUUUUAUGACUCUUCUAAAAUUUGCAGCUUGUGAAUUGCUUCUGAAUUUUUUGCUGCUUCUUGAUGCUGUAUUCUCAUAUCUGCUGACGAAAUUUGCACGCCACUGCAAGCUGCAAAUACCUUGCAUUUUGUGUUCCAGGCUGGAUCAUUUUUUGGGCAAUGAAAAACCAGGCUUUUAUCGCAAUCUACUGUGCAGCAACCAUAGAUCAGAAAUAUCAUCCUUGUUUUCAUGCCGUAUGCAUGGCAAGCUCGCAGAUGGCCGUGGCAUGUGUGAGGAAUGUCUCUUGUCAUUUGCCAUGAAAACCAAAUCAAACCCAGAAAUGCACAGGCUACUGGUGGGUAAAUUUGGGUACGAUCUUAGCACUUAUGGUUGCCAAAGUUCAUUGCCGAACAGGGAAAUUGUUUCUGGUUCUGUGGGUGUGCGGUUGUGCUCAUGUUGCAAUAAGCCUUGGAGAUCAAGACCAAAUGUUGACAAACUAAUUCUGCUAAAAUCACUGAGGAGUGAGAAGACAAUGCCUACUAUUCCUUUGUCACGGUGUUUGACUCACCACGAGGGCUUAAAGAAAAUGAGGGAGAUAUUUUCUGGGUUAGCAACACCCUGCAAUCUUAGGAAAACUGUUUUUGAUCCCUUGUCUCAUGUAGGAUGCAUGAAGCUAAAAUUGGCUUCUGAUUCUGAGUCAGAAUUCCCUUUCUAUUCUGAUGAUGAGGGUAGUAAUAUUGUUCCUGAAAUAAAAGAGCCUAAGGAAGAAUCUAAAUUUCAGCAUGCUAGAGAAAUUUUACCUAAAACACUGACAAAUUGUGUGGCCCCAGAUAAGCUGAUGUAUAAUUCCUAUAAACCACAGAUGCAGCCUGAUGUCAGAGAGCCCCAGGAUGUGAAAUGUUUUCAGUCUGAUUCUGACAUAGCUCGUGGUCUUGGUGAGCUUAACUGGCAGCAAGCUGAUCAGAAAACCUAUCCUUCUAUACCUGAGCUUAUUUCACUUGAUGAUUUUCCUCCUUUGUCCAAUGGGAUGGAAGCCUCUGCAGCAGUGUCAACAGAGAAGUGUGAGCUCAAGUUUCCUCUAUCAGAAAAUUCGAAUCCUUCUGCACUAUCUGAGCUCAUGUCCCUUGUUGAUUCUCCCUCAUCAUUCAAUGUUGUUGAAGGUCCUUUUGAAGCACUACAAUGGAAGUCAGCAGUUGGCACUGGAACAGACAACAUUAGAAAUAUUUCCAUAAACAAGCAUGGGGAAAUUUUGAAGUCAGUAGCUGCAACAGCAGGAAGAAAUGUUAAAAAUGAUCAGGUUGUUAAUGAAGUGCCUUACAUAAAUCCAACUUACAUGAAUCAGGGUAAUGUGUGGAAGUUCAUAGUAAGCAGUAAGGAAGAAGAAGCAUCUGGUUUUGUGGAAAAAGAACCCACUCUGAAAGAACCUGAAAGAGUUAAUGAAGACAAAAGGUUGUUGCCAAUAGAAAAUACUUCUGCUCAAGGGCUUGGUUUAUCUUCAGACAAGACAAUCCCCAGCACUCAGGUUCAUGAUGAUGAAUUGCAGAUAAAUGAAGCUUCUAGCUCCGAUGUAGUUCAGAUGCUUCAGGACACAGUCCCAAUAGAGAGAACUGAAUCUUCUGGUCUUGAAUCUCUUGAUGCAACAUCUGUCAGUAAGAUUGAAGGUGAAAAUAUUGUUGAUCGAUUAAAGCGACAAGUUGAGUAUGAUAGAAGGUGCAUAAAUGCUUUGUAUAAGGAAUUAGAUGAAGAAAGAAAUGCUGCUGCAAUUGCAGCAAAUCAGGCAAUGGACAUGAUCACAAGGUUGCAGGAAGAAAAGGCAUCACUCCAUAUGGAGGCCUUGCAUUACUUGAGAAUGAUGGAAGAGCAAGCAGAGUAUGACGUAGAAGCACUAGAAAAGGCUAAUAAUCUCUUGGCUGAAAAGGAGAAAGACAUUCAAGAUUUGGAAGCAGAUUUAGAGUUUUUCAGGUUAAAUUUCCCAGAUGAGCCAGUGGAGACCAUAGCAGAGGGAACCUGUGGAAUGAAGGGGGAAAAUCCAAAUUCAGAAAAUACUAGCAUAAGCUUUGCAAAAUAUGAUGUCAAUAUUCCUCCUAGCUCAAUCUUUAUGGAGGUGUCAAAUGACCAGGAAAAUUCUAUUGAUGUCAGGUCUUUGUGGUCAGAAUUUGAAGAUGAGAAGUUAUUCCUUUCAAAAUGUUUGAAAGAUUUGGGGAGGAAAUUUUGUCAAUUCUCUCAGCAGCAGGCUUUGACGUACAUUUCUGGUGGUCACUCUGAAGAAACAGUAGAGAGAGGAGUUAACAAGGGAGAGUCUCUUGAAAAGCAGGAGACUCAAAUAAAUGGUGAGACGAAAGAGAAUAGUUCAUCACUGCAAAAGGAUAUAGCUGUGUCUAAUGGAAGCCUUCCUGCCCAUGAAAAGUGCAAUGCUAAAAAUGAUGAAGAUCAAAUUGCUGGGAAUGAAAGAAAUCAUCCUGUUUCCAGUGGACAAAAAUUCUCCAAGCAGUGGAAAAAAAUUGAUUUUUUCACUCUUGAAAAUGAAAUCUCAGACCUAAAUGAAAGGCUGGAAGCACUUGAGAGUGAUCGGAACUUCCUUGAGCAUACUUUUAACUCUCUUCAAACUGGAAAAGAGGGACUGAAUUAUGUCAAAGAAAUAGCUCAGGAGCUACAAGAAUUGCGAAAAACUAUGACAUGGAACAGGCGCCAAUUUAUUCCUUGAGAAUACAUCCGUUAUUCUGAGGUUAGCUUAUUGACUAUGAAAAUUAAUUGGUCUGACAUCUGCACUUGCAGAAAUCAAACAUUUCAUAUGUGCAUUUCGCUGUUUUAAUGUCCUGUCAUUUCUACUUGAACAUAAUUCCACAGAACAGCCAGU